AAAACGACACUGUUUUGAUCAAAGAGAACAAAACAAAAGGAACGACUCGUCUUCUCCGGCUUACAACCUAACGGACCCAAAUUUAUAAACUAAAAUCCCUAAACCACGCUGACGGAGGAAGGGCGGACGCCAGCUCCGCCGCCGGACCAAUUUGCUUCAUAAAAGCAGGUUUGUUAAUCUCAAUGACAAUCUAGAGUUCUUGAAAGGUAUUAUACUUUUUUUUUCUAUUUAUAUCUUCUGAAUUAAGUCGAGGGAGCCAAAAUAAUAUGCUAAUGAAAAGAACUGAGAUGUCAGAAUAUUUACCUGAAGAAGUUAUAUUUCAAAUAUUGCUCAGAUUGCCUGUCAAGUCCCUUUUGAAAUUCACCUGUGUCUGCAAAUUGUGGAAUUCCAUCAUCAGAACUCCUCAUUUCAUCUCUAACCAAAUUCACACUACUUUCUCAUCAAACAAACAUCACCGUUUCAUUUUUCUGCUUCACUCUUAUAAAUUUAAGUACGAAUUCUCUAUGCAUUUCGACAAUAAAGAUUUCGAUCAAUACCUACCCGUCCAGCCACUCUUCAACCAAGCCGACGCUUGCGACGUGGUUGGCUCCAGUAAUGGUCUUGUCUGCCUCUUUUAUGUCUACAAAAUGAAUAUCAACUUUAACGGCGGCAUAUGUAAAUUUGUUAUUUGGAACCCUUCCAUUAGAAAAUAUUUGCUCCUACCUGAAACUAGUUUUCCCCUUCUAGCCUCAAAUUACUUUUCGAAUCAAUCAAAAUUAUUGGGGUUUGGCUUUGAUUCACGAUUUAAUGAUUACAAAUUGUUUGUGGCUCAGUAUUCUACCUCUACUAUAGAUGUGGUUCUCUAUUCACUCAAUUCCAACACUUGGAAGAAAAUCGCUAAUGUUCCUCCCACCAGCUAUAGAAAUCACAUAUGUUCUACAUGCCGUUCAACUUUUGUUAAUGGUAAAUUUUAUUGGCAUCCUUAUGAGACAAGUAAGAAGUUGGUUUUGGUGUUUGAUUUAAGAGAUGAGAUGUUUGGAGAAAUAAUAUUGCCCACUCAAUGUUUGGAAAAUCACCGCUGGAAUUUUCAAAUCAAAGCAUUUGGAGAAUCAUCCGUCGCAAUCAUUAUUCGAAAUAAUCUUUAUGAGAAUGAUAUAUGGGUGAUGAAAGAGUAUGACAGUGGUGAAUGGAUGAAGUUAGCUAGAGUUGGAAAACGCUGGAGAGGAUUUUCAAAUGUGCUCGAGUUUAGAGAUAAUGGUGAAAUAUUAGCUCAUUUUUGUAGAGGGCAACGCUUAGCCUCGUAUAAUUUAAAUGGACGGAUAAAGAAUCUACUGGCUUUGAGCGAAGAAAAGUAUGGAAGGCCUCCUUUUGCUUAUAGGCAUGUGGAGAGCCUAGCAUUAUUUGACAAAGGUAAUGAUAUUUCUAACGAGCUAUCAAUUUCAUUUUAGGGUUAUGAGUCUCAUAAGCAAAUUUGGUGUAGCGUGGUCAUGGAGUUUCUCAUGGACAAUUCUUAUUUCUGUGGCUAUUUGGAGAGGUUUUAAUUUCAAUUCUUUUUAGCGAUCUGGUGCAAUCCUUGGGCAUAUUGUGUUAUUGAGUUUGUCUCUCCUGCUGCUGCAUUUUCUCAUCGUCCUUGCUACAAAUUACCACUGCUUACAACUGAUGGUUCUGUAAGUACUUGAUAAUUAAUGAACUUUCCUUCAUUGAUUUUUCCUUUGGUUGCUUGAAGACUUAUGACUCGAUAGUCAGUUCCUUUUGAGAUGAACGAAUUGGGAAGUGCAGUUCUAGUGACAAUUAAUGCUGGUUUAGCAUUUGAAAUUAAUGAAUUCUGGUUUACAAUGUAGGCCAACCUACUGAUUAUAUUUGGAUUUGGGAGUAUCUUUGUAUUUAUGGGACUUGUAAGAGUGUGAAGGAGGUUCCUCCCAAUUCCUUAAUAAAAAUUGUUUGAUUCUAGCUUUAUAAAUAUAUCCAAAAUUGUUUGUUAUUUUUUUGACCUGUGCGGGUCUUGUAGGUAUAGCAUUGUUCUGUUUUAGAACGUAAUAUGUGGAUUGUCUCGGUUUGAUUCAAGAAUAAGAUAGAGCUGUAAGAAUUUGACCAUAACAAUGCACUUAGCUUCAUUGUAUAAUUGAGCCAUUUGUGUCUGAUCUUUGAUCAUA
Mercurialis annua (annual mercury) is the source of this 2132-nucleotide messenger RNA. Its product is annotated as F-box/kelch-repeat protein At3g06240-like. The transcript has 2 exons. Lineage: Eukaryota; Viridiplantae; Streptophyta; Magnoliopsida; Malpighiales; Euphorbiaceae. Gene Ontology annotation, molecular function: protein binding. The coding region runs from base 267 to 1427 and encodes 386 amino acids. The record is from RefSeq and is a predicted model, not a curated record.